GGGGCACACAGCGACGAAUGGCAGCGCAGGAGGACAACGAGUCUCACCAGCAGUUCCCUGUGGCCUCGUUCGCCGUUCCCUCGCGCACAGAGCUGGAGGAGAGGCUGGUCCUCGCUCUCAACACCAGAGACGGCCAGCAGUCGUGCGCACAGGACGGCGCCGACCCCUACACCCGCGCAGUCCGCUACGUAGAGCAGCACCGCAUCGUGGAGAUAUUCCAGAACAUUACCUCUAGGAUAGCCUAUGAGCGACCAGAUGACCCACUGCAGUUCAUGCUCAAUGAGAUAGAGAAAGUGAGAAAGGGCCAGAAACUGGAGACUCUCAAAUAACCACUCUCCUCUUCCCCCACCACUCGGAUUAUAGAUUUAUUUUCGACUUCCCACAUCUCUCUCUCUUUAUCCUGCUAUUGGAUAUCCAUUAUAUCUAUAUAUAUUUGUCUCUGAAACGAAGAUUUAUUUUCAUUCCAACUGUCUUCCCACACCUCACUGUCUAAAACUUCUCAGAAUAUGAAUGACUCUUGGCUGUAAAUAAUAUCAGAGCGUCUUU
This is a messenger RNA of Geodia barretti, 546 nucleotides long. Lineage: Eukaryota; Metazoa; Porifera; Demospongiae; Tetractinellida; Geodiidae. The record is from the annotation of a GenBank genome assembly.